GGCUGGGAGCUCGACAGGACCAGAGCAUACCGGAGUUGGGGUUCACCUGCAUAGCGCUGCGCGGAAGAGAGAUGACUGCUUUGGAAUACUGUCGCGUAAACAAUGUGUGGGUUCGAUUGGGCGGGGGUUUUCUCCACGGUGUUUCGUCUCGCAACUGUUCCUGGGCUGUCCAAACUCGAAACGUGGAUCCGAGCAAAUAUUGUUUAUUUUUUUGUGUACGAGCUCUCAAGCCUCGACCGGACGAGACAUCGGGCCAUUAAAUGCCGUCAUGGAGCACCUUUUUUGUUUUUCUCGAAGCUAUCUGGAGUCUUGUGCUCUGGAAGAUCUAGGGUCUAUCUAACUGGGGCUUACGCUGGGUGUAAGCGGGGAGUAGAGCAAGGUGCUUGUUUGUCAUGUUGUAUUGGGACAGGGUGUGGUCUGAUGAGACUUGGAGCGAACGAACGUGUAACCAACACCUUAGGGGAGUGGGAGGCAGGAUAUUUCUUGGGGGUUUGGGAGGGUGGCAUCUGCUCUGUGCGACGCAAGAGGUCGCGGAAGCUAUCAAAAAAGGAGCUCUUUUUUAUUCUUGCCAUCAAAUUUAUUCACCACUUGAUUCAAAUCAGCAUAUGGCACAUGGCCCCGUGUCUCUUUCUUCUUUGUUCGCCCCGGCGCAGUUACUGUUCUGCAGCUACUGCCAACGUAGUAAGUAGGAAGCGUGUUUGACCUGAUACGCCAAUGAGGAUCGCACGAUCAAAGGUAUUUUGCAAGUUUGCUGGGCUUGU
Messenger RNA from Colletotrichum phormii, 761 nucleotides. RefSeq lists its product as uncharacterized. Bases 103 to 702 code for a protein of 199 amino acids. NCBI's taxonomy places the organism in Eukaryota, Fungi, Ascomycota, Sordariomycetes, Glomerellales, Glomerellaceae. The transcript has a single exon. The record is from RefSeq and is a predicted model, not a curated record.